Messenger RNA from Puma concolor (puma), 618 nucleotides. RefSeq names its product cerebellin 3 precursor (gene CBLN3). Gene Ontology annotation, cellular component: synapse. Gene Ontology annotation, molecular function: protein binding. The record is from RefSeq and is a predicted model, not a curated record. Gene Ontology annotation, biological process: maintenance of synapse structure. NCBI's taxonomy places the organism in Eukaryota, Metazoa, Chordata, Mammalia, Carnivora, Felidae.
AUGCCGGGAGCAAAGCGACACUGGCGACCAAGACUCCCACCCAGCCCCAGGCUGCCCUUGGCCCUGAUACUUCUGACCCUAGGGAAUGGGUGGGCCCAAGAGGGGGCAGAGCCUGUCCUCCUGGAGGGGGAAUGCCUGGUGGUGUGUGAGCCUGGCCGAGCUGCUGCAGGGGGGCCUGGGGGAGCAGCCCUGGGAGAGGCCCCCCCAGGAAGAGUGGCAUUUGCUGCAGUCCGAAGCCACCACCACGAGCCAGCAGGGGAGAUCAGCAAUGGCACCAGUGGGGCCAUCUACUUUGACCAGGUCUUGGUGAAUGAGGGUGGUGGCUUUGACCGGGCCUCGGGCUCUUUUGUGGCCCCUGUUCGUGGUGUCUAUAGCUUCCGGUUCCAUGUGGUGAAGGUGUACAACCGCCAGACUGUCCAGGUGAGCCUGAUGCUGAACACGUGGCCCGUCAUCUCAGCCUUUGCCAACGACCCUGAUGUGACCCGAGAGGCAGCCACCAGCUCUGUGUUACUGCCCCUGGACCCUGGGGACCGAGUGUCCCUGCGCCUGCGUCGGGGGAACCUACUAGGGGGCUGGAAAUACUCAAGCUUCUCAGGCUUCCUCAUUUUCCCACUCUAA